This is a messenger RNA of Tachysurus vachellii, 812 nucleotides long. Its product is annotated as ferritin, middle subunit-like. The transcript has 4 exons. Gene Ontology annotation, molecular function: ferrous iron binding; ferric iron binding. Gene Ontology annotation, cellular component: cytoplasm. NCBI's taxonomy places the organism in Eukaryota, Metazoa, Chordata, Actinopteri, Siluriformes, Bagridae. The coding region runs from base 148 to 681 and encodes 177 amino acids. The record is from RefSeq and is a predicted model, not a curated record. Gene Ontology annotation, biological process: iron ion transport; intracellular iron ion homeostasis.
AACAGUUCUCGAAGGACUGGAAAGAGGUUCUUGCUUCAACAGUGAUUGGACGGAGCUUCAUCUGUGUCCCAUUCUAUUUAUUAUAUUUAAUUGUUUUUUGCACUUUACAUUUCUUAAAAAACAAAAAAGCCGACAAUAUCAGCCGAAAUGGAGCUUUCUCAGAUCCGUCAGAACUACCACCGCGACUGUGAGGCCGCCAUCAACAAGAUGAUAAACAUGGAGCUUUACGCCUCCUACACCUACACCUCUAUGGCCUACUACUUUUCUCGUGAUGACGUCGCGCUCGAGGGUUUUGCUCAUUUCUUCAAAGAGAACAGUGACGAGGAGCGCGAGCACGCGGACAAGUUUAUGUCCUUCCAGAAUAAGAGAGGAGGCCGAAUUUUCCUGCAGGACGUCAAGAAACCUGAGCGUGAUGAGUGGGGCAGUGGACUGGAGGCCAUGCAGUGUGCUCUGCAGCUGGAGAAGACGGUGAAUCAGGCUCUGCUGGACCUGCACAAACUUGCCCUUGAUAAAGGAGAUGCUCAUCUGUGUGACCUCCUAGAGACUCACUACCUGAACGAGCAGGUGGAGGCCAUGAAGAAGCUGGGUGACCACAUCACUAACCUCACCAAGAUGGAUGCCACCAAGAACCGUAUGGCCGAGUAUCUGUUUGAUAAACACACCCUGGGAGGAAAGAGUUAAAUCUGCCCCCCCAACCAGCAGAACCUCUGUUAAACCUAAGAGUUAAUGUGCAGUGAUGUGUGUGGAGGCUGCAACUUGAGCAUAUCUAUCCUGUUUGUCAUCACACUGUUUAAUAAAUAAUUUGAGCUGGA